Babesia bigemina is the source of this 1068-nucleotide messenger RNA. Its product is annotated as cAMP-dependent protein kinase, putative. The record is from RefSeq and is a predicted model, not a curated record. The transcript has a single exon. Lineage: Eukaryota; Apicomplexa; Aconoidasida; Piroplasmida; Babesiidae. Gene Ontology annotation, molecular function: ATP binding; protein serine/threonine kinase activity. Gene Ontology annotation, biological process: protein phosphorylation. The coding region runs from base 1 to 1068 and encodes 355 amino acids.
AUGAUAUGCACCACUACAGAUACACCCCCUGAGGACGUUCGUAGUCCGUGGGCGGCAUGCGAGACUCUGAAUAGGUCUGCGAUGGCUCCAAGGCUCAACCUCCCGGAGAAGCUCGACCUGAGUUGCUUCGAGAUUGGCCCAACAGUGGGCACUGGAUCGUAUGCAUCAGUAUGCGUUGUCAGCCUGAAAAGUGCUUCCGAGCCCCAAAGACCGACCUUUGCGCUGAAAGUGCUGCACAAGACGAAGGUUAUUUCGGAACGUCAAGUGUUGCAUCUGCGUAACGAGAAAAAGAUUCUGUCGACGAUCACUCACCCCUUCAUUGUGCGCUAUCUUGGCAGUUUUCAGGACGAAGUGAACGUUUACAUGCUGCUUGAAUACGUAUGCGGCGGGGAACUGUUCAGUUACAUCUACAAGUAUGGCGCCUUGGGCCACACCGUGGCUCGCUUUUACACCGCCCAGGCGGUGCUUGCCAUCGACUUUCUGCACUCGAAGGGUAUCGUAUACCGUGAUUUGAAGCCUGAGAACAUGCUGUUGGACCGUUUUGGCCAUAUCCGCCUUGUGGACUUCGGUUUCGCCAAAGAGGUGAAGAACAAGACUUACACGGUAUGUGGAACUCACGACUAUCUUGCCCCUGAGAUAUUUCUGCGCUGUGGACAUGGUGUGGAGGCUGAUUGGUGGUCGCUGGGUAUUUUGGUUUACGAGCUGCUGACCGGUGCUCCGCCGUUUCACGCCUCUGACCCCGUGUCCACGUACGACCUAGCUCUGGAGAACCGCAUCCUGUUCCCGCUUUCGGUAAGGAACGAGGUGAAGGACUUCGUCCGGAAACUUCUUGUGGUGAGUCCUCGUAAACGCCUUGGCGCAAGCGGGAGUGCCGCUAUCUACUCCCAUCGUUUCUUCCACGGCAUCGACUGGAUGAAGAUGCUGUCCAAACAGGUGAAGCCCCCCAUUGUGCCCCGUCUUAGUGGAGGUACUGACACGGCCAAUUAUAUGAAGUACAGCGACGACUGGAGGUCUUACAACGUGAGAAUCACACCAGCAGAGCAGGCCGAACAUUUUAGCGAUUUUUAG